Messenger RNA from Bemisia tabaci, 4565 nucleotides. RefSeq names its product PAX3- and PAX7-binding protein 1. The record is from RefSeq and is a predicted model, not a curated record. Gene Ontology annotation, cellular component: nucleus. Gene Ontology annotation, biological process: mRNA splicing, via spliceosome. NCBI's taxonomy places the organism in Eukaryota, Metazoa, Arthropoda, Insecta, Hemiptera, Aleyrodidae. Gene Ontology annotation, molecular function: DNA binding.
AGGUUUGAGGUUAAGUUGAUUCGAGUCGGUUUCGUGCAAUGAAAAUUACUUUUUCCAGUCGGUACUCAUUCACUAACUUUACAUUUGUUUCACCAACGACUUCAUCGUAUACGAUCUACUUACUUGCAGGAGUCAUUCCAAAAAGUAUACAAGGAGGCCAAUUUCCAUCUUAUCCACAGAAUCGUCAAGGAAUCACAAGCCUAUGACCGAUGUGAAUCAAUUUUGGACACUGUUGUUUGAAUACAUAUUCAGAGCAUAGAUUUCAGUGAUUUUCUUUCUUAUGGAAUAAGUGUGAACUAUUUUUUGUGUGUUUAAAUGUUCAAAAAGCCGAAGCGUAACUUCCGUGCCAGGGAUUUUCAAGGUGAUGACAAUGAAGAAGGAGACGAUAAGGUUGAAACAGAUCCUCCCGCUCAGAAGUUACAAGUGCCAAAAAAAGCAGCGAAAGAGAAGAAAGCUGAAACUGUGAAGCAGUCUAUGCUAAGUUUCGGUGAAGAUUGGGAUGAAGGAGACGAUGGAGAAGUCUUUAAGGUAAAGAAAUCUGCGCAGAGCAAGAAGAUUAAAAAGCAAAUGACCCUGGAAAAGAAGAAGAAAAAAGAACCAAAACCUGAAAUCAAGGAGACCAAACCUGCGGAAAAAGUCAUAACUGUGAAUGAUGCUGUCACAAUCAAAAUAAAAAACCCCAUUGCUGGUCCAGUGCCUGGCAAAAUCUUAAAUGGGCGGGAAGCUGAAGUUGCGAAUUAUGAAGGCAGCGAGUCCGAUGAAGAGGAUGGACCAAACUCCCAUAAAUUUUCUCAUCCAGAUCAUGUCAAAUUCCUUCUCAAAAGUGGUCAUAUACCAGAUGCCAACCUCAUCCAUGAAGCAAGGAAAAGACGCCAAAAAGCAAGAGAAAUGGGCGAUUUCAUUCCCCUUGAAGAAAGUGCCAAAACCGAGUCAACUGAAGACAAAUCCAGAUUGAUUCGGGAAGAUGCAGAAGACAGUGAAGAAGAAGAGCGUAUCAACAUGGCUGGCAUCAGAUCACAAAAACUGGAUAAGCAAGAGAGGAGAGAAGCAUUUGACGCAGCUCAGCAAUCAGAAAAUGAAGAGGACUUAGACGGAGGAGAAGAAGACGAAUGGGAAAACCAGCAAAUUAGAAAAGCUGUUUCUGGUGCUCAGCUAGCAGCAGUUCAACAGGAGAGCAUGUUCAUGCAGCAGUAUAUGAACUCAGUACAGAUGUUACCGCAAGUACCCAGUUUCAUUCCAACUGUUCCUGUGGCCCCAGUCACCAUCGCUCCAACCCCAGACCUGGAUGCAGUUUUUACAGCAAAACCUUUAGUUUUUGAAGGUUCAAGUAUUACUCAAAAUCCUCAAAGUGUGGUUAAGUUACUUCGAGAGAGACUGACGAGUUUAGAGGAAGUCCAUCGAAGGCACAAGUUGGACAGAGAUGCUUUGAAACAUGAGCUUCAGAGUCUGGCGGAAGAAAACGAGCGAUGCAAAGCGGAAACGCCUAACCUGGCGCAGCGUUUUAGAUUUUAUCAAGAUUUACGUGGGUAUGUCACUGACCUGGUAGAAUGUCUUGACGAGAAGAUUCCGAUUUUGGUUGAGUUAGAGCAACGAAUGCUGAAUUUGUAUGGGAAAAGAGCACAAGAACUUAUCUCCAGAAGGCGGCAGGACGUCAAAGACCAAGCAGAAGAACUUUCAAUGAGCAACUCAAGACUUGGAGGUGGCGUCUUAAAAAGAGAUGAAGUCAAAGCACGGCGAGCAGCUGAAAGAGAAGGAAGAAGGAUCAGGAGAGUGCGUGCGCGAGAGACGAAAUCGUUGGGGAAGCAUGUUGAUGGUAUGUCCAGUGAUGAUGAAGUCACUGAAAGAGAAGCUGCCAACUUCCGCUCCCAAAAAGAAACAAUUGAGCAAGAUGCUGUGCGACUGUUCGAAGAUGUUGUCGAGGACUUUUCAUCUGUUGGAGGUGCCUUGAGAAAGUUUAACCAAUGGAGGACAGAGGAUAAGACAGCCUAUUGCGAGGCUUAUGUUAGCAUAACGUUACCUAGAAUAUUGGCCCCUUUUAUCCGCCUGGAUCUAGUUUCUUGGAAUCCUUUAUUAGCUAAUGGUGGUGACCUAGAUCAGUAUCCAUGGUACAAAAGUUUGAUGCUUUAUGGAGUGCACCAGGGUGAGACGGAAGAAAUGCUCAAGGAAGAUGUAGAUGUGCAACUCGUGCCAAGGGUCAUCGAAAAAAUAAUCAUUCCAAAAUUAACUCAGCUAAUUUCAUCUUGUUGGGACCCCAUGUCAAAUAGUCAAACUCUUCUAUUAGUCACUCUUCUAACGCAUCUAAUCCAAGAUCAUCCAACACUAGGACCUGAAAGCAAGCUUCUGACAUCGCUAUUUGGUUCUGUCAUCGACAAAAUGAAAGACAGUGUCGAAAAUGAUGUAUACAUCCCCAUCUAUACCAAACAGACAAUGGAAACAAACAGGUGGGGCCCAUUUUUUCAGCGGCAAUUUGCAUCCGCCGUCAAGUUGUUGACGAAUUUGGUCCGGUGGCAAGGUCUGAUAAGCGAUACACUUCUUGGACAAGUUGCUAUUGACCCGGUCUUAAAUCGCUAUUUACUGAUGUCACUUCGAACUUUAGAGCCUAUUGAAGCCUCAAUUAAAUGUCACACGAUAGUCAAUGUGUUACCUCGAGUAUGGCUGCAUCCCAGUUGUCCACUUACGCAACUGAAACCAUUCCUCGAAUUUACUAAAACUGUCGGCAAGCAAAUGGAUUCAACAUCAUCCAUGGCUAGGGAAGCACUGAAUAACAUCAAUAAAAUGUUGAAAUAUGCCUCUUGAGCUGAGAAUCGAUUCUAGUGAGGAGGAAAGAAUGGAAGAUGCAUCCAUUUCAUCAAAGGUCGAUAAAUAAUUAUUUUUAAAAUAUAUUCAAUCAUGUUGGAAAAGACUAUAGUCUCCCUCCACCACUUAGUAUAAUGUUAAAUGAAGAGGAGAAAUGAAUUCAGCGAAAAUUUUUGUUUGAAGCCUUGUUACUUCAGUUUUGAUGGCUUCGAUCCUCUUUCGGUCCAUCAUCAAGCAAUGAAUGAGGGAAUAUUAAUCAAAACUGUCUCUCUUUCGAAGCAAGUCUAUUAAACGUGUCCAUAGGGUACAGGGUUGCUCCUGUUAAGAAAUAUUGGGAAACCCGGGAAAAGUCAGGGAAUUUUAAAAUGUCAGGGCAAACCUGAAAAUGUCAAGGAAAAAUUGCCAAAUCACCUUAAUUUCCUUUCUAGAAUGGGUUUGACGUUUCGCACAACAAAUUUGGCCGGAAAGCUAUUUCAAAUCAUGUCUUUUUAAGCAUCUGCCAUAUUCUUCAUUGUCAGAGAAUUUUACCAAAAUGUAACAGAAAAGUGGGGGAAAUGUCAAGGAAUUUCAUUUUCUAAAUUCCGUAGCAACCCUGAGGGUAGUAAAAAAUAGGCAAAUCCAUGAUCUUACAUGAGCCUCUAGAUAAGAAAAGAAGCCUCUAGAAGGUCUACAUUAGGACACUGCAUCAUGUGGUUUCUAAUUUAAACUUCUCACCCGAGAGAAUCAAGAAGUCUUUUAAUGAAAGUAAUGCCAAAGCACUUUUAUCAAGUUUUAUCCUUUGUAGCUUAUGACUAAGGUAAUGGUUUUUCGUCUGAACAACCAAAAUUUUAUCUUCGUACAUCUGUUUUGUUUGCGGAGUUGGUGUAAUAGAAAACUGGGAAUAUUUUUAAUUUUAAAAUCUUAAACAGGGAGCAUGAAUUUAACUUUUACUGUUACCACAGCAGGAUUUUACCUCAGUCAUAAAGACUGCUACGUCAUGAUUAAAUCUGCUGGUUCAGCUGGAUCUUGUUUUUUUUUGUUUUUUUAUUUUUUUUUUUAUUUGUACCUCUAGUGUCUAGAGGUAAAUAUCAGAGCUUCAAUAGGCGAUUGGACAAGGUGUGAACUGGAGAAAAACAUUACGUUUUCAUCCCAAUACCUUAUGCAGAAGAGGAUUUACACAACUGAAAGUUUGGAAAUCAACUCUUGCGGCCCGAUUAUUAAAACUAUAUUGGCACAACAAGACAAGACCUAGCCCUGUCUCAACCAUGCAGUAUAUCGCAUUUUGAUGUCUUAUCGAGUUGCUAAUCGGCCCAUGAACAAGAUAUUAACAAUAUUUUCUGCACAUAUUAAAGGAAAGAUAGAUUUUACAAAGACACCAAUUGUAUCUUUGAUUUUUAAACAAUGUUAAUUGUAAACAGUUGUGUCUUGUUGAUUUCAAGACUUCCCAUGGUGUCACUCGUUUUCCUUGAGAAAUUUUAAAGAGAAAACAUGCUGCGUAGUGCUUUAAUUUAUACCUUGUCCAGAGCUCAUUUCGUAAAAUGUCAAUCUCAAUAUAGUUUUGAUUUUCCUCUAGCCAUGAAUCAAUGUUAUUUUACUGAAGUUGUGAAUCGCACAAACACUAGGUUUCAAUCCUAUAAAUGUAUAAAUAACCGAGUUUGUGCUACGUAACACGUUUGCUUUGAGGUACAGUCAUCUAAACAAACGUCAAUCAUUUUAUCUGCAGAAAUUAUUCUUCACUUUGUUAUGUUUUUGUAAUUUAAUAGUAAUAUAUGUAUUUCUUCCAUGUAAAA